AUGGGGAAGAAAAGAAAGGCAGGAGGCCGGUAUGGCGAGCCUACAGAACCAAAGGAGGAGAACUCAAAGCUUGCGAUAAGCACGUACGAAGAUGUCGCUGAUUCCGAGGACGAAUUCCACAUCAAUCGCGAUAAGAUAUUGCUGGACGACGGACCGGCUGCGAAGAAGCUGCGCAAGUGGCGGGAAGAAGAUGAGCUCCUACAACCUGAAGACGAGGAAAUUCUCGACUAUGACGAAGACGACGAUGAGGAUGGCUUCGACGAAGAACAAUACGAGGAAGAUGCUGAGGCAGACGAAGACGAUACACGCAAACCCGAAGCCGAAGACGAGGAGGAUCUUGGCGGUUGGGGUCCGUCGAAGAAAGAUUACUACAAUGCGGAUGCGAUAGAGACGGAGCAAGAUGCGCUCGACGAAGAAGCGGAAGCUUUACGAAUACAAAAGAAACAACUGCAGUCGAUGACAGAGGCGGACUUCGGCUUUGAUGAGGAUGAAUGGGCGGGUCAAGACGGCGAUGCUGGCGCAGAUUCCGGCAAGGUGGUGACGGAAGUGCUGCCACAGCUCCGGAUUACAGAUGACAUGUCUGAAGAAGAGAGGUUGAAGAUCCUACGGACGCGAUAUCCUGAGUUCGAACCGAUAUCGCAGGAGUAUCUGCGGUUACAACCUGUGCACCAUGAAUUGGCUGCGGCUGCUAAUGCCGCUACACGGCUCAUCAAAGCUCACACUUCAAAGUCCGGGAAAACGAAUGCGGCACUUUUACCGAAACCCAUGGCGAUAACCAAAUACCGAGCUUGUGCAGCUUAUCUAGCGGCUAUGUCGAUGUACUUUGCUGUCCUUGGUUCCACAGCACAGGAAGGCAAUUCGUCGGUGAUUGCAUUAGACCCCGCUGAGCUUCACGAGCAUCCCGUCAUGGAAAGUCUGCUCAAGACUCGGAGCCUAUGGGAGAAGGUCGAGGGUCUACCAAUUGGAGAUCCCAUGGUGGAGGCAGCCCUCGGCGAUGAAUUAUCUGUCAUCGAAGAAGUGUCGGUUGUUGAGACCGGCAAUGACCUGGAUGUAUCAGCGAAGGAGAAGAAGCCAAAGAAGACCAAGGCCCAGCGCGCUGCUGAAGCUGCGCAAGCCAAGUCUGAGGCACGACGUGCAGAGAAGCUCCGUCAGACCGAGGAGGAGCUCGCAUCGCUUGCUUCGCUCACUGGUGCAAAGGCUCUCAAGGCCUCUCGCAAGAAGAAAGCCGAGGAACCUAAGCUCAACCUGCUCAAUGCGGAAGACUCCGACUUCGGCGAGGAGACAGAACUCACGGCGCACGAGCUUGCGGAGAAGCAGAAGAAGAAGAAGUCAUUGCGUUUCUACACAUCACAAAUCGCUCAGAAGGCGAUCAGGAGAGAUGCUGCAGGCAAGGACGCUGGCGGUGACGCUGAUGUGCCUCACCGCGAGCGCUUGAAGGAUCGCCAGGCCCGUCUGCAGGCCCAAGCCGAGAAGAAGGGCCACAACAAGUCAGGUCCUGGUGUCGAUCUUGGUGAAGGCGGUGACAGCUCAGACGAGGGCGACGCACCACCACGUCCGGAAGAUUUCGAAGACGGUGACGGUUACUACGAUAUGAUUUCGGCCAGAAGUAACGCGAAGAAGCAGCAAAAGACAGACCGAGCCGAGGCAUAUGCAGUCGCAAAGGCACAGGGCGCGGCCGUCGUGGAAGAGGAGAUUAUCGGCGAGGACGGACGUCGCCAGAUCAGCUACGUGAUCGAGAAGAAUAAAGGACUGACUCCACAUCGGAAGAAACAGAAUCGCAAUCCGCGUGUCAAGAAGAAGAUCCGCUACGAAGCCAAGAAGAAGGCGCUCAAAUCACAAAAACCUGUGUUCGACGCCGGAAAGAAGGCGAAAGGUGGUGCGCAUUACCAGGGAGAACUCACUGGUAUCAAAAAGGGAUUGGUUAGGAGUAGAAAGUUGUAG
Didymosphaeria variabile is the source of this 1941-nucleotide messenger RNA. RefSeq names its product something about silencing protein 10 (gene SAS10). Gene Ontology annotation, biological process: maturation of SSU-rRNA from tricistronic rRNA transcript (SSU-rRNA, 5.8S rRNA, LSU-rRNA). The transcript is spliced from 3 exons. Gene Ontology annotation, cellular component: nucleolus; small-subunit processome. The coding region runs from base 1 to 1941 and encodes 646 amino acids. Lineage: Eukaryota; Fungi; Ascomycota; Dothideomycetes; Pleosporales; Didymosphaeriaceae. The record is from RefSeq and is a predicted model, not a curated record.